AUGUCCCUCCGCCAUCGUUUCCAUGACGAUGAUGACGCAUUCCUCUUCCGGGACAGGUUCUUUGACUCGGACAGUGAGGAUGACAUCUUCGCCCGCGCACCACGGCGCCACAGCACUGCCGCCGAUUCUUUCAUCAGCCUGCAGGUCUCGGACUGCUUCUUCACGCAGGAGACGGUCGCCUGCCGCUUCCGCCACGGGGAGUUCGCGGGAAGCUUCUUGUCGGAUGUGAUCGGCGACCUGCGCGCGGGCGACAUAGACCCCAACGACAUGGGCCUGACGGUCUUCGAACAUGGUGGCAACUACUACAGCUUCAACAACCGCACGCUCUACGUGUUGAAGCAGGCGCGGGUCAAUGUGGUCACCGCCAAGCUCUGGAACAGGCCUAACAAGUACCACUCGCGCAUCUGCUUCGGAAGGCGCGCAGCUAUGCGCUGA
Molecule: messenger RNA, 435 nt
Organism: Symbiodinium natans
Lineage: Eukaryota; Dinophyceae; Suessiales; Symbiodiniaceae
Source: the annotation of a GenBank genome assembly